Molecule: messenger RNA, 1203 nt
Organism: Entamoeba invadens IP1
Lineage: Eukaryota; Evosea; Mastigamoebida; Endamoebidae
Exons: 1
Coding region: 1-1203 (400 amino acids)
Source: RefSeq, a predicted model, not a curated record
AUGGAGCCACUUGUGCUAUUUGUUCUCUUUGGACUUUCGUUGUCAUAUACAUGUCAGUCGCCAUACACGUUUUCACCGCUUUCUACUGUUGAAAGUUCAGUUACCAUCUAUAAGGAUUCCUUCGAGCCUGACACAAUCGAUUGCAACGGCGAGACUAACUCGACUGGGGCGUGGCUUGCAAUAGAAAAUGUCUAUGAAACUCAACUCACAUUUCACAUCACCGCGACCGAGGCGAUUGAAAUGCAAUUUUACAAAACGUGUGGCACUGAAUGUGAAAAAGACUCAAACGACGUAUAUCUUGUUUUAUCGCCUGGGCACGUCCACAUGAUUCACUUAAUAUUUAACACCCCAUAUAACACCAUUUUAUUUUAUCCAACAUUCGAAGGAACUACAGAUGCACCAAUACUUGUGGAGAACAUCUUCCCACAAACGAUCUCGACAACACUUUUUCCAACAGAAGGCAUUUUCGAUUCAGUUGUGAAACUUUCAAUGGAAAAGCAAGGAAUUAUGACAAUAAAUAUUUCAUCUGUUAUGGAUAUCGAGACUACUGUAAAGCACCCCAACAUGAGUACGACAAUUUUCAAAGCCAGUGUUGUUGAAUUUGAGUCGGAAAAGGAUAACAUGCAGUUUUUGGUGACUUUCAAAUCUAUGAAUGUCACUGUUGUCGAUGUUGAAUUCCAAUAUAAAAAUAGUGUGAUCAACAAAGGAGAGCAGGUGAUCGACAUAUUCCCAUAUGUAAGGUACGAAACGAUCCCGUUUUAUAGUAUGAACGAUGGAAAAGGGUUUUGUGGAUAUAAGUACAAGGCCAAUGCACCUGAAAACACAAAGGUUGAGUUGGAUCUGUGCAAUAAUAUGUACCCCGGCCUUCAAAUACUUUUUGAAGAUGAUGUUGAAAUAACACAGUUUGAUUGUGGGAACACGAACGGGGUCAAAUAUGUGGUCAAUUCAAACAAAUUCAAAUUCUCCAUUGGGUUUGUGAAUACAGGGUAUUCUGUCACGGACCGGUCGUUCUAUAUCUAUGCAUACUCCAUCCCCGUAGACGAAGAAAAUGGGCUUUCAACAACCGCGAUUGCUUGCAUAUCUGUCGCUAGUGUUAUAGUAGUGUUACUUCUAGUAGUUGCCAUUGUUCUUAUUAUUGUGUUUGUUAGAAAAUCAUCAAAAAAGAGCAAAUACUCUUCACUUGAUGCAAAAGUACCUUCAUAA